Molecule: messenger RNA, 2379 nt
Organism: Owenia fusiformis
Lineage: Eukaryota; Metazoa; Annelida; Polychaeta; Sabellida; Oweniidae
Source: the annotation of a GenBank genome assembly
AAGUAAUUGGGCAAAUAAUAUGUGGAUUCUCAUUCUAUUGAUUCAUUUACACAGGUUCGUUAGUUUCUCACUGAUUGCCAGAGGCUUUCCUUUAAUUCUAAUAAACCUCUGACACAUUGAUGGCAUGACUGAUUGAGACAAGGAUAAGACAAAUCACUGAAAAGAACAUUUCUAGCAAAAACUUGUGGCCAAGAGCAUUUAUAGAUAGAUCAAGAUGUCACUCGGCCUCCUCACCUCAUACAUGAGGGUGCUAAAGAAUCUUAAGGGAACUGAAUACUAUGAUGCAGUCAUUAACAACAUCAUGGCAAAAGAAGGAGACGAUUUCGAACAUAUCCACAAGCGAAAAAGUCGAUUCCAACUUGCUCGGAUAAGCGCAGUUGUGUGUGGGAUUGAGUUUUGCUAUGCCGCAGAGACAGCCUUUGUUAGCCCAAUACUACUAUCAAUCGGGGUGCCAGUGUUAUACAUGACGCUGGUUUGGUGCUGCAGUCCCCUCCUUGGAUUUUUCCUUGCACCGUUGCUUGGUUCCCUUAGCGAUAGAUGUUCAUUUAGAUUAGGUAGACGAAGGCCGUUCAUACUGUUACUAUCACUUGGAAUCGUUCUCGGACUUAUUUUAGUUCCCAAUGGAAAAGAUAUUGCUGAAAGUUUUGGAGAUUCAUAUAAUAAUUCGAGGCUGAAUGUAUCAAACAGCAAUGGGAACACUUCCAUACAAUUGCAAAGUCUUAAAGAUAACACAACAUUUGAUCAUGAACUCGUUGAAAAAGAACAAUUUUAUAUAAAGCCCCAUGUGCUCAGUAUCAUCAUCACAACCAUUGGUGUAGUUCUGUUAGACUUCAGCUGUGACGCUUGUCAAUCGCCUAGCCGGGCCUAUAUGCUGGAUGUUACAGUACCAGAAGAUCACUCCGCGGGCCUAACCACAUUCACCAUCAUGGCCGGACUAGGGGGCUCGCUCGGGUACCUUCUUGGUGGCAUUGAUUGGUCGAAAAUCAUGUCUACUAAUUCUUUCAUCGGUGGCCACGUACGGUUUGUGUUUACCUUUGUUCUUGUCAUGUAUAUAGUUUGUCUUCUUGUAACAAUAUCAAGCUAUAAAGAGGUGCCUUUGAACAAAAUCAGUGGCAUUGCAGAACAACUUCAGAAGAAAAACAAAAGCAAAAAAGGGGGAACGUAUCAUAAGUUUACAAACGAAGAAUCUCCUGAGAAAGAGUCAAAUAGCUUAGUUUCGAAUGGAGGGCAAGGAGAAAUGUUUGAGAUGACUGAAACUAGAAAUACUUUAUAUAAAACGUUCGAUAUGAAAUCAAAUGGGGAACUUAACAGUAACUAUGAGGCUAAUCAUGUCACUAAUGCAACGGUGGAGGAAACAUGUGAAUCCCGACAAAGCUUCUCCAAGUCGGAGCCAGUUAUCUUGCCAACGGAGGUAUCACUAAAAACAUAUUUGAAGUCUAUAAUACAGAUGCCAAAAUCAAUAGGAGUUCUAUGCCUAACUAACUUAUUUUGUUGGAUGUCUCUUGUAUGUUACUCUUUGUAUUUCACCGACUUUGUUGGCCAGAGUGUCUACGGAGGUCAUCCUUCUGCUCCACUGGGAUCAGAGAUGCGACGUAAAUACGAAGAGGGGGUACGGAUGGGUUCAUUCGGGAUGUCUUUAUAUUCACUAUCGUGCUCCAUAUACUCUCUUUGCAUAGAAACCCUGGUUAGAAAAUUCAAGGCUAAGCCAGUUUAUAUACUUAGUCAGUUGGUUUACACGGUUGGAAUGGUCAUUAUGGCCACUGUUCGUCAUCCAGUUGUUGUUGUUCUUCUCUCGCCGACUGCAGGGGUGAUGUACGCCACCCUCUUCACGAUGCCAUACAUCAUCCUAGCGCACUACCACUCCAAUGAUACGUUUGACGACAUCGUAUCUAAAGAACAUAGGAUAAAGCAGGUACGGGGACUGGGGACCGACAUCGCUCUGCUAAGCAGUAUGGUGUUUGUUGCCCAGCUAAUCCUUUCUGCAAUGAUGGGGAGUAUAGUUCACUAUAUUGGAAGUACAGUCGCAGUGAUAGUGGCUGCAUCCGUUCUCAGUUUUUGCGGGGCUGUCAGUUCCACACAAGUCAUGUAUCUAGACUUAUAAUUCUUUAAAAGCAUAUGCUGAGACACAUCUACGUUCUACGUGUAUCCAUUUGAGAUCUAUAGAUAUUGCUUCAUUGGAUCUCAGGUUUACCAUAUAAUGAAAAAAAAAACUCAACGUGUACAAGAAGCAUAUCACGGGGGGAUCCAGAAAUUAACAAGGGGGGGGGGGGGGGGGGCAAAUUGGGCCCAAAUUUUGAAAAUAUAAGGCCCAUAUAUUGAUUAUUUGUCCUUCAGAGGCGUUAAAAGGCCAAAUUGUGUCCAAAAAGGCCCAUUUUUGAG